This is a messenger RNA of Spea bombifrons (plains spadefoot toad), 2935 nucleotides long. It is a transcript of the gene MYSM1, whose product is annotated as Myb like, SWIRM and MPN domains 1. The record is from RefSeq and is a predicted model, not a curated record. Gene Ontology annotation, biological process: double-strand break repair. The transcript has 20 exons. Gene Ontology annotation, molecular function: metallopeptidase activity; polyubiquitin modification-dependent protein binding. The coding region runs from base 161 to 2626 and encodes 821 amino acids. NCBI's taxonomy places the organism in Eukaryota, Metazoa, Chordata, Amphibia, Anura, Pelobatidae. Gene Ontology annotation, cellular component: BRISC complex; BRCA1-A complex.
GUGCGACUCCAACGAGUCCGUGACGAUGUUCUACCCGGUCCAGGGCCCUCUGUCUGUCGCUUCCUCAAGUUGUGGCAUGGGGUUCGGCUCCUGCCGGUAAAGACUGUAUGGGGGAGACUGGAAUGUGACCCCCGGGCUUCCUCUGCUUCACCCGAGCACCAUGGCGGAAGAAGUAGAUGUUGAUAUUGAAGGGGAUGAGAAUGAAGCAAGUAGGGGGGCCCCGGAGGACCUGCCGUCCGAGUUUGGUGCCGAUCAUUACUUGGACUCCGUGUGGAGAAGCGACAAUGACCUCACCCCGUGGACGCUGGACAGCACCAUCAGCAAAGAAAACAAGGCAGCCAUUGAGAAAAUGCUGCUUGAGGAAGAAUAUUAUUUGUCUAACAAGCCACUUUCUGCAACAUUCUGGCCACAGUCCAAGGAUGGAGAGAAACGCUGCAUCAAAAGAAGCCCACAGAAGAAAAUAUCACGCGUUCCGAUACGUUCAUCGGCUAAACCAGCAACCAGCCCGGUGAAAUGGACCACGGAAGAGAAGGAACUCUUUGAACAGGGGGUGGCUGAGUUUGGAAGAAGGUGGACAAAUAUUUCACGGCUGAUUGGAAGUCGCACCGUUUUACAAGUUAAGAGUUAUGCCAGGCAAUAUUUUAAGAAUAAGUGCAAGCUGGAGGACUGUGAAAAAGAAGAAUCCAAAAGUAGCCCUACGGGUCUGCUGGGUUUCCGUCACGGUGACCAUGAAGAAGACGGCGUGAUCUCAGAUGAGCUCCCAGUGUUCAGAGGUCGCGCGGACCCAAACCUCAAUGCUGUUAAAAUCGAAAAACUUUCCGACGAUGAAGACAUCGAUAUAACUGAUGAGAUGGAUGAGAUGAUCAUCGAGAAACCAGAUCCUUCAUCUACCAACCGUGACAAUGAGGGGACAUCACAAAGGGUUGCGCAAGAAACUCCUGUCCUAUCAGAACCAUUACAGACGGAGGAUCUAAACUCCGAACCACUUUGUGAACAGGCGGACAUAGCAGACAAGGAAUUAUUUCAUUCGUCUGCCUGUCUGAGCCAUAACGAUAAUAUAGAAUGCACAGACCGAUAUGGGCCGGGGCUUGACAGCUCACCCGAUCCACAACAGCUUCCAGUUGAUACGGACUUUACGGCCAGUGCCAACCAAUCACCCGCCGCGUGUGACAACGACUACGACAACCAGGAGGAAGGGGAUGAGCUUAAACCACCUGACCAGGAAAUGGAAAUAGACCGGAAUUCCAUAAUGGAGGAAGAAAAGCAAGCCAUUCCGGAAUUUUUCGAAGGUCGCCCAGCAAAAACUCCAGAGCGUUACCUUAGGAUCCGCAACUAUAUAUUGGAUCGAUGGGAGGAAUGCAAACCCAAAUACCUGAAUAAGACUUCUGUGCGCCCCGGCUUAAAGAACUGUGGGGACGUGAACUGCAUUGGGCGCGUUCACAUGUACCUGGAGUUAAUCGGAGCCAUUAACUUUGGAUGUGAGCAAGCGGUUUAUAACAGACCCCGGCCGGUCGAUAAAAUAAGGUCCAAAGAAGGAAAGGACACUCUAGAAGCGUACGAGUUGGCUCACCGGCUGCAGUCCAUGCGUACCCGUCGUCGGCGUGUCCGAGACCCUUGGGGGAACUGGUGUGACGCAAAGGACCUCGAGGGACAAACGUUCGAGCAUCUCUCCGCGGAAGAAAUCGCCAGAAGACGAGAAGAAAAGAUCAAACUCCCGAAGUGCUCCAAAGGAUCCCGGCAGACCAAGAGUUCUCUCGACCCCUUCAAGUUGAUCCCCUGCUCUGCUUUUAACGAAGAUAAACCAGAGCCGUUUCGGGUGAAAGUAGCCGCCGAGGCCAUGUUAGUGUUAGACUUGCAUGCUCACGUGUCCAUGGCAGAGGUGAUCGGCCUGUUAGGAGGACGAUACUCAGAAUCCGAAGGAGUUGUGGAAAUCUGGGCAGCCGAACCAUGCAACAGCCUCAGCACAGGGAUGCAGUGCGAGAUGGACCCCGUAUCCCAAACGCUGGCGUCGGAGGCCUUGGCGGAGCGAGGGUACGGCGUCAUCGGAUGGUACCAUUCGCACCCUGCGUUUGAUCCCAAUCCCUCCAUCCGUGAUAUCGACACGCAGGCUAAAUAUCAGAGUUAUUUUUCUCGAGGUGGAGCAAAAUUCCUGGGAAUGAUUAUAAGUCCCUACAAUCGCAGUAAUCCUCUGCCGCAGUCCCAGGUGUCCUGUCUGAUCAUCGGAGACGACCUUAGCGAGGAUCAAUCUUACAGAAUGCCGUACAGGUUUGAAGUUGAGCAUAUGUCGGGAGAACCGCUCUGGGAUGUGGUGUUUGAAAAGACGAGAUGGAUUAUCGAGAAGUACAGAUUGUCUCACAGCAGCGUUCCGAUGAACAGAAAGUUUCGCCGAGAUACCGACAUGACCUGUCUGCAGAAGCUCCUGUCUUCUAUGAGAAAAACGCUACUUUCUACAAACUGCACCCACGUCGCCGAUGCUUUCCUGACCCGUAUCGAAGAUCUUUUCCGCAGCAGCUACACAAGUGCUAAGGAUGCGGACGCGAUGGAAGAACCGGAAGAGUCUCAGAGCCCCAAGUCACGGAGCACUGCAACGACUACCGCCGAAAUGGACCAUUUCCUGGAUAACUAAGACCACCUGGACCUCAUCAAAACUUUACCCAGUAAUCCCGCCGAUGAAAUGGCUAAGCCAAUCAGCUUACUGCAUAUCAUUCUGCAUUCACGUACGCCGUUGUGUUCAAAAGAAAAACAAAAAAUAUACUUUUUUUUUCUGCCGAAUGAAACCCUCGACGUUGUGACUUCCUUUUUUCAGUCUAUAUUAGAAGAAAACAGAUCAGAUGGAGUGUGUUGGUACAUCUCCUGUUGUGUAUUGUCACGUCUUCACACACACUUUAUUUUUUCAUCUAGUAUCUAAAAAUAAAGACGUUUAAUGUUUUUAUUA